AGCGGCGGGGCCAAUCGCGUGCUGGCAGUGCCGGAGGUGCGCGUUGGCGGCGGGGGCAUCUCGCCUUUCUCUCCCGUGCGCGGUGGGGCCGGCGGCGGGCGCAGGCUCUUGAAGCAAUAGGCUGUUGGAUUUUGAUCCCGCCCAGAAUACUUGAUUUUUUUCUCAGCAAGGAUAUAUAGCAGCGAUUUUGUUUGCCAACCUAAGAAAGAAAGGCAAUGGAAACUGAACAACAGGAAGAGACCUUUACCAACACAGAGACAAAUGAUCUCUCUACAGGCAAACGUCCUGCAGAAGAUAUGGAGGAAGAGCAGGCUUUCAAGAGAUCUCGGAACACAGAUGAGAUGGUUGAAUUGCGCAUCUUGCUUCAGAGCAAAAAUGCUGGAGCAGUGAUUGGAAAAGGCGGCAAAAAUAUUAAGGCACUUCGUACAGACUACAAUGCCAGUGUUUCAGUCCCAGACAGCAGUGGCCCCGAGCGCAUCUUGAGUAUCAGUGCAGAUAUAGAGACAAUUGGAGAAAUCUUGAAGAAGAUUAUCCCUACUUUGGAAGAGUAUCAGCACUACAAAGGCAGUGACUUUGACUGCGAAUUGAGACUUCUCAUUCACCAAAGUUUGGCAGGAGGAAUUAUUGGUGUCAAGGGUGCUAAAAUUAAAGAACUUAGAGAGAACACUCAGACCACCAUUAAGCUCUUCCAAGAGUGUUGUCCUCAUUCUACUGACAGAGUGGUGCUUAUUGGUGGAAAACCCGAUAGAGUCGUUGAAUGUAUCAAGAUUAUCUUGGAUCUUAUCUCUGAGUCUCCAAUCAAAGGACGGGCCCAGCCUUAUGAUCCCAAUUUCUAUGAUGAGACAUAUGACUAUGGUGGCUUCACAAUGAUGUUUGAUGAUAGAAGGGGACGUCCAGUAGGCUUUCCAAUGCGUGGAAGAGGAGGUUUUGAUCGAAUGCCCCCUGGUCGUGGUGGACGACCUAUGCCUCCAUCGAGAAGAGAUUAUGAUGACAUGAGCCCUCGCAGAGGACCUCCACCACCUCCACCAGGUCGUGGUGGUAGAGGUGGCAGCAGAGCUCGUAACCUUCCUCUUCCUCCUCCACCCCCUCCUCGUGGCGGAGAUCUUAUGUCCUAUGACCGAAGGGGCAGACCGGGAGACCGUUACGAUGGCAUGAUUCCUCUUUCCUGGGAAGAGAAAUCAUAUGUCUGGGAGAUGAUGCAGUGUCAUGUUGAUGCCUGUGAUGACAUGCAGCCACCAGAGUUGUUUGAGGGUGGCUCUGGAUAUGAUUAUUCUUAUGCAGGGGGGCGCGGUUCAUAUGGAGACCUUGGUGGACCCAUCAUCACAACACAAGUAACAAUUCCCAAAGAUUUGGCAGGAUCUAUUAUUGGAAAGGGAGGCCAGAGAAUCAAACAGAUACGUCAUGAGUCGGGAGCUUCGAUCAAAAUUGAUGAACCAUUAGAAGGCUCAGAAGAUCGGAUAAUAACUAUUACGGGAACACAGGACCAGAUACAAAAUGCACAGUAUUUACUGCAGAACAGUGUGAAGCAGUAUGCAGAUGUUGAAGGAUUCUAAUGCAAGAUUAUUUUUUCUUUUUUAUAGUGUGAAGCAGUAUUCUGGAAAGUUUUUCUAAGACUAGUGAAGAACUGAAGGAGUCCUGCACCCCUUUUUUUUUUGUUUGUUUUUUUAAUCUGCUUCUCUUUAAAAAGCCAACAUUCCUCUGCUUCAUAGGUGUUCUGCAUUUGAGGUGUAGUGGAAUCUUUGCUGUCCACCAGAUGUAAUGUUUUAGUUCCUUACAAAUACGUGGGGGGAGGGAAAGGGCACACAAGACUAACAUUGAAAUUUUGAAGCAGCAGCAGAGAGAGUGAAUUUUAUUUUUGUUCAUUGUUGGUGGUAAAUUGUAAUGUUUUCAUUGUAAUUGUUGUGAACACCCUGCUUUACGUACACUGUAUCUCUUCUUCGGAAGUGGGGAGAAUACUGCUAGUCCACAUGUCCCUGGCAUUCUUUGAGAGCAGUGUGCACAGUGUAAUGCUCUUUUGUAAGAAACAUGUUACGAUUUCUAAAUAAAUUAGUGAACCUAUUCUUGGUAGUCACUUUUCUUCA
Molecule: messenger RNA, 2081 nt
Organism: Strigops habroptila (Kakapo)
Lineage: Eukaryota; Metazoa; Chordata; Aves; Psittaciformes; Psittacidae
Gene: HNRNPK
Product: heterogeneous nuclear ribonucleoprotein K
Exons: 17
Coding region: 216-1553 (445 amino acids)
Biological process (GO): regulation of transcription by RNA polymerase II; regulation of mRNA splicing, via spliceosome
Cellular component (GO): cytoplasm; nucleus
Molecular function (GO): mRNA binding
Source: RefSeq, a predicted model, not a curated record